Alosa sapidissima (American shad) is the source of this 994-nucleotide messenger RNA. RefSeq names its product vesicle-associated membrane protein 714-like. Gene Ontology annotation, biological process: vesicle-mediated transport; SNARE complex assembly; vesicle fusion. The transcript has 3 exons. Gene Ontology annotation, molecular function: syntaxin-1 binding; SNAP receptor activity. Gene Ontology annotation, cellular component: SNARE complex; plasma membrane. NCBI's taxonomy places the organism in Eukaryota, Metazoa, Chordata, Actinopteri, Clupeiformes, Clupeidae. The record is from RefSeq and is a predicted model, not a curated record. The coding region runs from base 294 to 647 and encodes 117 amino acids.
UGAGCUCAACGUUGCGCUCCGCCACCACAUUGAGACCAGCCCCGAUCUGCAAGCUGCAGCCAGGGGUACAUGAAUUGUUGUGCCCAUCUGAUCUUAUCUCACCUGUCCUUCAAUUCAAGGCAAUCUGGUGUAAGCUACGAACAUGCGCGUUCCAAGUCCAGUGGAAGACUCGACGCAAAAAAGUUAAUCUGACGUUGUUCGUAUUAAACAACUUCUAUGUUUUUAAACUAGGCUAUUGUUAAUCAUUCUUCAGAUUUCCAUUUUUGGAUCCAGUCGGGGGGAAAAAAAGGAAAAUGACUGAUAAACUACAGCAAGUCCAACAGGAUGUGGAGGAGGUGAAAGUGCUUAUGGUGGAGAAUGUCAAUAAAGCUGAUGAACGUGGGGACAAGCUAACCGAUCUGGAUGAACGUGCUGCGAAACUUCUCAACAGUAGCCAUAGCUUCCACAAGCAGUCAAAGAAAGUCCUAGUCAAGCAGAAAAGGGAGAAUCUGAAGGGCAAGAUUGGAAUCAUAGCCAUUGUGGUGGUACUGUUCCUGAUAAUCAUCAUAGUGGCCAUUGUCAUGCUCAGUACCUCAGACGGAGGCCCUACAACCGCAUCCAACAAUGCCAUCACUCCCAUGCCAACUGAAUCAAGUGGACGUAACUAAACAGCUCAGAGGAGCUGUGCUGGUAAAGACUGGUAAAGGGAAGAUGCUGCUCUAUUUGACACAAUUUAUCUGUGUCGUGGGAGCAGAUAUAUUCCCUUGUGUUUUCUUGGGAGUCUCAUGCUGUUAUAUGUAAACAUGGCCUUAACGGAUCUGAGCUCGGGGGAGAUUUUUGUUAUCCAUCCUCGAUGGUGACCUUACUCAGAAGGUCAGUGUGAGGACAAGUACACCAUCUUGAACCAGUGUGUAUUUACCCAACAACAAAGGUGACACACUUUAUAAUACUCACUUAAAAAGACAUUCUAUGGAGCCUCUAAGGGGACACAUUUUUUGUGCGAACACAAAAAAAA